AUGUCUGCUAUCAGACAUCGACCUCUGGCAAACGGUCCCAACGAGAGUGACGAUAAUUUUUCCGAUGACGAAAGCACACCCUUGACGCACGACAUCUAUGGAGGAAGUCAACGUACCGUGCAGGAAACGAAAGGAUGGGACGUCUUCCGGGAUCCUCCUAUCAAGGAGGAUACGGGCUCGAUGGCGGACCAGGCCUGCCUGGAUUUAACGAUCAAAAUCCUAAAGAUAUUUGCCUACCUCUUCACGUUCAUCAUCGUGCUGCUGGGUGGCGUGGUAGCGAAAGGAUGCGUACUAUUUAUGUCCUCGCAGUUACGCCGCGAUCGCAAGAUCACCUACUGCAAUCGGGACCUGGCGCGAGAUAAGUCGUUCAUCGUUUCGUUGCCAGAAGAGGAACGGAUAGCAUGGAUGUGGGCGCUGAUGAUAGCGUUCGCCGUACCGGAGAUUGGCACCUUCAUCCGUUCGACUCGUAUCUGCUUCUUCAAGUCGAUGAAGAAACCACUCAAGUCGCACUUCCUGCUGGUCUUUCUGAUGGAAUCGUUCCACACGAUUGGGCUGGUGUUGCUGUUCUUCGUUGUGCUGCCGGAAGUUGAUUCGGUAAAGGGCGCCAUGUUGACAAACUGUUUGUGCGUUAUCCCAGGUAUGUUGGGGCUAUUUUCGCGCACCAACAAGGAAGGCAAACGGGCGGUGAAAACGAUCGUUGAUCUUGCCGCGAUCGCCGCUCAAAUUACUGGCUUUGUCGUUUGGCCGUUGCUCGAAAACCGUCCCGUCUUGUGGUUGAUCCCGAUAUCAGCGCUCCUGACGUCCUGCGGCUGGUGGGAGAACUACGUUUCGCCCCAGAGUCCGUUUUCGUUCGUACGCUCUUUGGGUCGCGUGAAGGAAGACCUCAAGCAAACGCGCUACUUCACCUAUAUGUUCCUGUCGGUUUGGAAGAUCCUGCUGCUGUUCUGCUUCGUUACAGUGAUACUGUUCGUGCGCGGUGAUGAGGUAGCGAACCUUUUCUCGCUCUUCGGUGCAGGUUACGGACCGCACAAGAUCGUGGUGGAAGAGGUCGCUCUGCCGUUUAGUUCUGCUCUGCCAGAUUUGGUCGAAGCGUCCCAGGCCGUAGACACGAUUGACAUCGAAGCGGCCUACAACACGGUCACGUACGUGCUCAUUAUCCAGAUUUUGGCCGCCUACCUUUGCUACAUCUUUGGCAAGUUCGCGUGUAAGAUCCUGAUCCAGGGAUUCAGCUACGCGUUCCCGGUCAAUCUUACCGUACCGGUUGCCAUUUCGCUGCUGAUUGCGGCCUGCGGAAUUCGCAACGACGACCCAUGCUUCUUCCAUGGCUCCAUUCCGGACUAUCUGUUCUUUGAGAGCCCUCCCGUGUUUCGACUGAACGACUUUGCAUCGCGCCAGAUGGCGUGGGCUUGGUUAUUGUGGUUACUUUCGCAGACCUGGAUCACGCUGCACAUCUGGACGCCCAAGUGCGAGCGUCUCGCCAACACCGAGAAGCUGUUCGUGACGCCAAUGUACAACGCGCUGCUGAUUGAUCAGUCGAUGGCGAUGAACCGUCGGCGAGACGAUCAGGCCGACGUGAAGACGGAGGAUCUGGCCGAGAUCGAGAAGGAAAAGGGCGACGAGUACUACGAAACCAUCUCGGUGCACACGGACGGGUCCGCUUUGCCAAGACCAAGUGUCAAGUCUUCCGAUCACAUCACGCGCAUAUACGCCUGCGCUACGCUUUGGCAUGAAACGAAGGAAGAGAUGAUGGUGUUCCUGAAGUCGAUCAUGCGAAUGGAUGAGGACCAAUGUGCGCGUCGUGUGGCGCAAAAGUACCUGCGUAUCGUGGAUCCGGAUUAUUACGAGUUCGAAACACACAUCUUUUUCGAUGACGCGUUCGAAAUUUCCGACCACAGUGACGACGACAUCCAGUGUAACCGGUUUGUGAAAAUUCUUGUCGACACCAUCGACGAGGCCGCUUCGGAGGUGCACCAGACCAAUAUUCGUUUGCGACCACCGAAAAAGUACCCAACGCCCUACGGUGGACGUCUGGUGUGGACAUUGCCCGGUAAAACGAAGAUGAUUGCGCAUCUGAAGGAUAAGGAUCGCAUCCGUCACCGUAAGCGCUGGUCUCAGGUGAUGUACAUGUACUACUUGCUCGGCCACCGGCUGAUGGAGCUACCCAUUUCCGUCGAUCGCAAAGAGGUGAUGGCGGAGAACACCUACCUACUGACGUUGGACGGUGACAUCGAUUUUAACCCGAGUGCAGUGACGCUGCUGAUCGAUUUGAUGAAGAAAAACAAGAAUCUGGGAGCCGCGUGCGGUCGUAUUCAUCCCAUCGGUUCAGGACCAAUGGUGUGGUACCAGAAGUUUGAGUACGCUAUCGGCCAUUGGCUGCAGAAGGCGACUGAGCACAUGAUUGGUUGUGUACUUUGUAGCCCUGGAUGCUUUUCGCUGUUCAGAGGAAAAGGCCUGAUGGACGACAACGUGAUGCGUAAGUACACGACCCGUUCGGAUGAAGCACGGCACUACGUUCAGUACGAUCAGGGUGAGGAUCGUUGGUUGUGUACGCUACUACUGCAGCGAGGUUAUCGUGUCGAAUAUUCCGCCGCAUCCGACGCCUAUACACACUGCCCGGAGGGUUUCAACGAGUUCUACAACCAACGUCGCCGAUGGGUCCCAUCCACGAUCGCCAACAUUAUGGACCUGCUCAUGGACUACAAGCGCACGAUCAAGAUCAACGACAACAUUUCGCUGCUGUACAUUUUCUACCAGAUGAUGUUGAUGGGUGGCACGAUCCUUGGCCCAGGAACGAUCUUUCUUAUGUUGGUGGGAGCGUUCGUGGCCGCCUUUAAGAUCGACAAUUGGACCUCGUUCUAUUACAACAUCAUACCGAUACUGCUGUUCAUGCUGGUGUGCUUUACGUGCAAGUCUAACAUCCAGCUGCUGGUGGCGCAGAUACUCUCUACGGUUUACGCACUCAUAAUGAUGGCGGUCAUCGUCGGUACAGCGUUGCAGCUUGGCGAGGACGGCAUCGGUUCACCGUCGGCCAUUUUCUUGAUUGCAAUGACAGGGUCAUUCUUUAUAGCAGCCUGUUUGCAUCCCCAGGAGUUUUGGUGUAUUGCAUCUGGCAUUAUCUACCUCCUUUCGAUUCCUUCAAUGUAUCUGCUGCUGAUUCUGUACUCGAUCAUCAACCUGAACGUCGUCUCCUGGGGCACUCGGGAGGUUGUCGCGAAGAAAACGAAAAAAGAGUUGGAACAAGAGAAGAAGGAAGCGGAGGAAGCCGCCAAGCGAGUCAAGCAAAAGUCGCUGCUCGGCUUCCUUCAAGGUGGUGUUGGAAAUGGUUCCGACGAGGAAGGUUCGAUUGACAUAUCGAUUGCGGGACUUUUCCGGUGCCUGCUCUGUACGCACGGGAAAACUACCGACGAAAAAGCGCAACUCAUCCACAUUGCCGACGCGCUAGAUGCGAUCACGAAGAAGAUAGAAAACCUAGAGAAGCACAUCGACCCGCACGGACAUCAUACGCGCAAACGCACAGCUUCGGCUGGUUCGAAGGAUCACCAUUUGGGCUCGGUGGCGGAGGACACCGAAGACGACGAUGAGGACGAGGAAUCGGAGACUUCGACGCUGCAGCGCGACGAGCGUGACUUCCUCACUAACCCGUAUUGGAUCGAGGACCCGGAUUUGAAGAAGGGCGAGGUGGACUUUAUUUCCAGCACAGAGAUCCAGUUCUGGAAGGACCUUAUCGACAAGUACCUAUAUCCGAUCGAUCAGAACAAGGAAGAACAGGCGAGAAUAGCGGUCGAUCUGAAAGAACUGCGUAACAAGUCAGUGUUUGCGUUCUUCAUGUUCAACGCACUGUUCGUCCUGAUCGUGUUCUUGCUGCAGUUGAACAAAGACAAGCUGCACAUCAUUUGGCCGCUGGGCGUUAAAACGAACAUUACCUAUGACGAAGUGACAGCCGAGGUACACAUCUCCAAGGAAUAUCUUCAACUGGAACCGAUCGGUUUGGUGUUUGUGUUCUUCUUCGCUCUGAUUCUGAUCAUUCAGUUUGUGGCAAUGAUGUUCCAUCGCUUCGGUACGCUGUCGCACAUCUUGGCUUCAACUGAGCUCAACUGGGCUUGCAACAAGAAACCGGAGGAGCUUUCGCAAGAUGCUCUCAUAGAUAAGCACGCUGUUGAAAUAGUGAAAAAUCUACAACGACUGCAAGGCAUCGACGGAGAUUACGACAACGAUUCUGGAAGUGGUCCGGAUCGCAUUGCACGACGUCGAACGAUUCAGAACCUUGAAAAAGCACGGCAACCAAGGCGCCAGAUUGGCACGCUUGAUGUGGCGUUCAAAAAGCGUUUCCUUAAGCUGACGGCAGAUGAGAACAAUACAGCAACACCGAUCCUUACCCGCCGGAUGACGAUGCGCCGUGAAACGAUACGCGCGCUGGAGGUGCGUAAAAAUUCCGUCAUGGCCGAACGGCGCAAAUCGCAGAUGCAAACGCUCGGUGCCAACAACGAGUACGGGAUCACCGGUGUACCGAAUGGAAAUAACAAUGCACCGGCGCGACCGACACGCACGUCCAAUGCCGGCGUUAGCGUUAAGGACAUCUUUAACGUGAACGGUGGUCCUGGUGGGGAAAUUUAUGGCGUGACUGGACAGGUCAACCAAGCCUACGAACCGGUGAUUGAAGAUGACGACCGCAACUCACUGCGGAUGCAGCCGCGGAACCAAGUAACAUGGGGCAACAAUGGCAACGCACGGUUGUGAGAAUUGCAAGAACUUCACGAAUUUGAGACUUAUACUGACUUUCGGCGAUGUGGACCAUUCAGUCCAAAUCAGAUAUCAGAGGCGUGUGUACAACGCGCACUAGCACUACCUGCGAACGAAUGAGUGCAUAUGCAUAGCGUAGCGUAUACACUACGAGCUAAGUGUGAUUGUUGCGAAGAAUAAUUUAUAGACUCGAUAUUAUGUUAAGGUAAUGUGUGCAAAAGUUGUGAGACGAAUGAGAGAGAA
Molecule: messenger RNA, 4983 nt
Organism: Anopheles nili
Lineage: Eukaryota; Metazoa; Arthropoda; Insecta; Diptera; Culicidae
Gene: kkv
Product: chitin synthase chs-2
Exons: 9
Coding region: 1-4737 (1578 amino acids)
Cellular component (GO): cell septum; cell periphery
Molecular function (GO): chitin synthase activity
Source: RefSeq, a predicted model, not a curated record